This is a messenger RNA of Hippoglossus stenolepis (Pacific halibut), 5326 nucleotides long. RefSeq names its product sorting nexin family member 30 (gene snx30). The transcript has 9 exons. The record is from RefSeq and is a predicted model, not a curated record. NCBI's taxonomy places the organism in Eukaryota, Metazoa, Chordata, Actinopteri, Pleuronectiformes, Pleuronectidae. The coding region runs from base 169 to 1500 and encodes 443 amino acids. Gene Ontology annotation, molecular function: phosphatidylinositol binding.
CCGCAGCUGCGCAGUGGGAGUCAGCUGACAGCAGCCAGCGGAUGUCUCACCUCGAUCAUCCGCACUGAAGCGCCUCGUCCCCGGGCUCCGCUCACCGUCGUCCCCCCCGCCGCGGAGAACCGGACAGUCAGCCGCUAACCCGGGCCGCGGCCUCCCGCCUCCCGCAGGAUGAGUGUCGGCGCUCCGAGAGGCCUGGCCAGCUCGGGGCAGAAGCCCAUCGCGGAGAUCCUCCACCCGCUGUCCGCCGCCGAGGAGCCGCUGUCCCCGGGGCCAGAUGUCACGGCGGACCUAGGAGGGGACAAGGAAGCCGCGUUGACCAAUGGCACGCCGGUGGAGACGUCCAGCCCCGCCUCGGCGUCCUCGCUCCUCAAUAGGCUGCAGCUGGACGACGACCUGGAAGCAGACGGCCUCGACCCGUACGUCUCCACGGAAACCCGUGACCUCUUCGUCACGGUCGACGACCCAAAGAAGCACGUCUCCACCAUGGAGACCUACAUCACCUACAGAGUCUCCACCAAGACGACACGGAUAGAAUUUGAUCUGCCCGAAUACUGCGUGCGGCGGCGCUACCAGGACUUCGAUUGGCUGAGGAUCAAGUUGGAGGACAGCCAGCCGACCCACCUCAUCCCACCGCUGCCCGAGAAGUUUGUGAUGAAGGGCGUGGUCGACCGUUUCUCGGAGGAGUUUGUGGAGACGAGGAUGAAGGCUCUGGACAAGUUCCUGAAGCGAGUCGCGGACCAUCCCGUCCUCUCCUUCAACCCGCACCUGAACGCUUUCCUGACGGCCAAGGACCUGAACAAGCGUCAGGGUCUCGCCCUGCUCACCAAAGUGGGCGAGUCGGUGAAGCACGUGGCCGGCGGCUACAAGCUGCGGGCGCGGCCGGCCGAAUUCUGCGCCAUGGGCGAGUACCUGGACACCUUCAACCAGAAACUGGGAACCAUCGACCGCAUCGCUCAGAGGAUCAUCAAAGAGCAGUCAGAGUACAAUACAGAGCUGCGUGAGUACGGCACCCUGUACUCCAGCUGGGCCGCGUCGGAGGAAGAGCUGCAGCGCCCCCUGGAGGGCGUGGCCAGCUCUGUGGCGACGUGCGGCGGUGCACUGGAGGAUCUGAGUGAGAACAUGAGCCAGGACUUUCUGCCUGUACUCAGAGAGUACGUUCUCUACAUAGAGUCUAUGAAGAACGUUCUGAGGAAGCGAGACCAGAGCCAGGCGGAGUACGAGGGACGACUAGAAGCAGCCGUGUUGCGCAGACAGGAAGACAGGACGCCUAUGCCAGUGGAGGUGGAGAAAUGCCAGGACAGACUGGAGUGUUUCAACGCUGACCUGAAGGCGGACUGGGAUCGCUGGCAGAGCAACAAGCGGCAAGACUUCAAACAGCUUCUCACCAACAUGGCCGACCAAAACAUCACCCACUAUGAAAAGUGCCAGGCAGGGUGGGAGUCGCUCAUCACUCUCCUCCAGGACAAACAGACCGAGGACAAAACGAGCGAGACGAACUGAAACAUCGCGUGUUUCCGCCCCACGUUCCUCCCUCACACGCUCUCAUGCCAAGGAAACGGAGCAAACCGGGGCAGCAGCUUGGAACUGCUGGACUUCAGCCCCCUGUUCUCGUGUGAGACGUCUGUACGGAGGGGAAGUCGUCUCUCGCGGUGACCUGACCUGCGAAAGAGGUGCGUUCAAGGACAGCAGGGAACGAGGAGAAACCUGCUGUGUACACAGAAAUGUUUUUUUUUGGUCAUUGUUCUUAUUGACUCUUUUCUACUUCAUAUUUCCAAUUAACAGUUAAUUGCUGUUUGUGUUUAUUUAACUGCGAUCUUUUCACCCCCGUUUUCACAUUGAAUAAAAUGUGAAGGAAAAAGCUCCUGAUUGAUGCAGAAGAAAUUUUUUGAAGGUGGAUACUGAUAAUUUGAGUUGGUGUGAAGUAUCUUGAAAUAACAAAAUAACUAUUUGGAGCAUCCCCGAGAUUUCUCUCCCUUUCUUUUUGUAAAAAUCCUCCGAGAACACAACACAAAAACUGUCCUUUCUCAUCUGUACAAAGGCGUCUUAUUGGCUGUAGAUAAGACGCCAGUAUUUUAUAAACCUUUCUAAUUAGUUUUGCAUGUUUCAGCUCAUGAAAUCUUGUAUUUGCCAUUUUCAUAAGUGCACAAACUUUGCAGUGUAGCCUUUGUUAUUUAGAAAUCAACUUGGACAGAUGUGAAUUAGCUGUGGCAUUAGAGGUUCAUGACUCGGCCUUGUGUUCAACCCGAGGACUGAAGGAGAAGCAGGACGCGUCGCAGCUGAUGUCGGUAAAAUCCUCUAAGUUCUACAGUAAGAAAUUAGUCUUAGAGGCAAAGCUGCAUUCGACAGUGAUGGCACCGAUGCGCAUCUGGUUUGAAUAUCGAGCUUCCUGCUGUGUUUGGUGAUGUAUCUGAUUUUUGUAGCUACACUGCAGCGCCAUCUGGUGGUCAAACCCAUUCUAUUCUUUUGAAACUGAGCAGUGCUGCCUCUUUUUUUUUUGCCAAUGGCCAUUUGUUUACACUUCUGUUCUCUUGCAGAAACAAAAGACUCAGAUUUGGAUGCUAACAGGUAGUUUCACCUUAUGGAAAAUAAACGGAAGGCGUUUGAAAGAGAACAAUCCCUCGGUACACUUUACUUUAUUCCCUCAAUCAGGUGUCUGUGCUUUAAAGAACACUUUAAAGAGUCAAAUGUAUUUUCUUGCAGUAAUCUGCCUUUGUGACUCUUAUUUGUGCUUUGGGAACGUGUGGCAUCAUUUCCCACAUUAGUAACAUCUGUCUCACAGAGUUUAGAGCGGUCAGGUGAACAUCUGUCUGUUUUGGAGUUGGUGAAUUUUCUUAAGAAUUUUCUUGUUGCUGGUUUGCAGAGAAUCAAUCAGCGUUGAGGCUUCUUGGAAAUCAAAUUUUAAAAAGUUUGGCUAAAAAGAGUUUUACACCCUUUACUUUCACGUGUGUAGGAUUUAGUUUGAUCUGUUGGCAGAAAUUUAUAUUUUCAUUCGUGUAUAAUCACCUGACAGAAUCAAACAUGUAGCCAUUACCUUGAAUGAGUCCUUUAAAUCCACUCCUCAGGGUCAGCCAUGUUUUCUUGACCCGACAAACCAAACACUGGCUCUUCAGUCGACUUUUAGCCUGAAGGAUUCUUCACAUUCUCCUUCCCGUGGUUUUCAGUUGGUUGCAGUACCCAAACCCCAUCACUAGAUGCCACUAAAUGCUGCACAGUGAACUUUUUAAAAACUGAAGCCGUUUGUUUCCAGUGAAAUGUUUGUUUCUCCAACUCUGACAUAUUUAGCAAUUUGGUUUUGUUAAAUUCCCUGGAGCUCGUCUGCUCGGCUGUGACUCGUGUGUGUUGUACAACAGCGCAACUGACAACUUGUUUUUUUUCGUCACACCGGUUUCCUCUUUUCUUUUUGUUUGCCUCAAAUGGUGCUGAUGCGAUUUUUGCCUUGAAGAGAAAAUCGAAUUCUGAGAUAUUCUGAUACCAGUGUGUGAUCUUGACCAUAGAGGGAGCAGCUGCGGUAAACAGAACCACAUUCACAAAAGAUUUAUUUUUCUGUGGCGUAGGUUUCACCAGCUGUAGCCUGGUGAUGUUUAUUUUUCAGACACAUGAUCAUAAUUUCUGUUUGAGGAGUUUCUUUAAUGAAUAAGGUUCAGAUUCGGGGGCAUGAUAAUGUCAUCAUUUUUUAUUUCCUUAUCUCGUGUUUCCAGAGGAUUUAUUAAAACAUUAAAUGUCAUUUGCUUCUUUUAAGUUGUGUCUUUUUAUCCGACCAUUAGUACUGAGCCUUCUGCUGUAAGACGGUGAUGACGUCUGAUUGUCGGUUUUUAGUUGUCAGCUCUCGCUCUUGUGUCCUUCGUUCUCCUUGAGCUUUAAAAUGAACGAGCUACUGCCUCCUCUUGCUACCAGACGUCAGCGAUGAAGAAUAUUGUUUGUAUUUUACUGUGUGCAUUGGAUGGAGUGAGCAGAGAAGCCGUGGUCCAGUGUGGAGGCAGCUGCAGCAGAGAGAACUAUGGAUGCACUGAUGCUAAAAAAGCUUAAUUACUGUAUUUAUAUGCCAGAACACCUUAAUACUAAAAUCCUGUAUUAAGAGCCAGAGUCGGGGGGGCGGGGGGUUCUGAUUAGACCGGCCCAUUCGCAAAUACUUUAGAAGACGAAUUACAUUAACAUUUUCAUAUACUGACUUGAUGAAGAACUGAGGAAAUGUCAGAAACAUGAAAACAGUUAAAGAUGAAGUGAUUGGAUAUAAAUUAACACUCUUCCUUUUGGUUCUAUUUAGUUUAGUUCAUGAGAUCGGUACUCUGUGUUUGUUUGUUAACAGCGUAUUUUCAAACCGAGGCGUCAGUGUGUCUGUAGUCCUUCCUGCUCUGCGGUGUCAGUACCUGCACUGACCUGACGCAGUGACCCGAGCACACACAACUUCCUCCUGAGUGAAACGUCUUUUUGCUCUCACAGCAAUAUUCUGUACAUUCAAUAUCCCGAGUGCACAGCUUGAAGAGUGUACGACACAGCUGAGUCUAUUUUUGUACAAGACGCAGAUCGCUGUUGGGUUCCAGCGAGUGUGUGUGAAGAUGAAGCGUUUGAAAAAGGGAUUUUUGGAAGAUUUGUAAUAUGUAAAUUUGGCAUAACCAAAAUACGAGGAACGAAACUUUUAUUUUUGGAAACGCCGGUGAAGAAUUUACGUCUCUUCUCUCACAGCCACUGUAAAAGCCCCAUAUUCUACUGUGUGCCUGCUGAUUUCUUUUUGCACUAUUUACUGUAUGUAGCUCCAACCACUGGCAGAAAUAUCUGCUGAGAAGAAAAACCAACAAAGAACUAAAUUUACUUUUCUGGUGUUCUGGUGUCAAAUUAUUUUGUGUUUCAGUUUGAACGUUUUUCGCUGAUUCAGGUUAAAUCACCAAACAGGGACGACCACGACGGCUGCCACUGUACGAGCCCGUAAGGAAACGAGAAUUGUAUUUUUCUUAAAGGUAAAAAAUCCAAUGUUUCUAAGCCAAAUGUCGCCGUCUCUUCCUCCUGUCUUCCUCCCGUACGCUCACUCGUGAAGAGAAUCUCAUCUGCAGCUCAGAGUCAAAAAUCCAACCCGUACGAAAAGGUUAAACUUUCACAAUCGUUUGAAUCCAGCUUCAUUUCUUCUUCUUCUCUCUUUUCUGUUCUCCUAAGUGUGUACUGUUUACGUUCAGAGCUCCUAAUGUACAUUUGGAUGUGAAUAACAUCUUGUUGUAAUUAUAAAUAAGCUUGUAUAUUGAUGUUGUUUUUGAAGCAAUUUAUCUUUACCUCAAAUGAUUUUUUGGAUAUAUUGGACCAAUAAUAAUAAAAACUAAGAUUUCAUUUGAUUACG